Messenger RNA from Anopheles maculipalpis, 1050 nucleotides. Its product is annotated as zinc finger protein Gfi-1b-like. The coding region runs from base 1 to 1050 and encodes 349 amino acids. Gene Ontology annotation, biological process: regulation of transcription by RNA polymerase II. The transcript is spliced from 4 exons. Gene Ontology annotation, molecular function: RNA polymerase II transcription regulatory region sequence-specific DNA binding; zinc ion binding; DNA-binding transcription factor activity, RNA polymerase II-specific. The record is from RefSeq and is a predicted model, not a curated record. Gene Ontology annotation, cellular component: nucleus. NCBI's taxonomy places the organism in Eukaryota, Metazoa, Arthropoda, Insecta, Diptera, Culicidae.
AUGGAGAACGAACCGGACGAAAUAUUGCAAGUUUGCCGUUUCUGUUUGUGCCAGGACGAAGAAUUUCUUAUUCCCUUAGAGGAUAUGUUGGACUUCUCUCCCAACAUAUACAAUAUAGCACUAUUAACAGGCAUUCAGAUAAACGAAGCAAAUAUAGCAUGGUACUUCCUAUGUCUAGAAUGUACAACGAAACUGAAAAGCUCCAUCACCUUCCGGAGCAACUGUUUGAGCAAUGAUGCGCUUUUUCAUGAGAUAUCCACCGUUCUCAAGGCGAGCGUUAAGGACGCCAGCGCUCCAACUGUGGAAACGAUCGAAUUACUAUCGGAUGACUCGAUGGAUAGCGAUCUACUCUCCUUGAUCAGUAGUUUAGAGAAGCCCGAGCUCGAGCCCGACAGCCGGCAAAGCUUUGACGAGAAUUUAUGUAUGUCUACACUCUUCCAAAGCCCAGAGGAAUCUUGGGUUGGAGACGAUGCCGAAACAGACCUCUUCUCGUACUCCGCUAACUAUAUCCAACCGGGAGAGAUUUUAUUUACUGAACCAGAAGUUCGUUCGAAACGCGUUGAUUGGAACAGCAGCUUAAAUCCAGAACCUCCACAACCAGCCAUUUGGAGACAUGUACCCGGCAAGCGAAAAUUUCACCUUUGUGACAUAUGUGGCAGAAUGGUUGUGCAUAUUGAAAGCCAUGUCCCAGUUCACAAAGAAGCUGCUUACAGCUGUUCACAAUGCGGUGUUAAAAUGAAGCAAAAAGCUAAUUUAGCACAACACAUUAAGCAAGUGCACAUGAAAGUCGUUAGUAAAACGUGCACUAUAUGCGAUAAAAGCUUCAUUCACCACAAAACGUAUCGAUAUCACAUGCUCUCACAUGAAGGAAAAUCCUUUGAGUGUCAGGAUUGUUCCAAAUCAUUCAGUAAUAUCAUCUACUUAAGGGAUCACAUUAACAGGCUUCACAAUGCUGGCAAACAAGUUCGCCAAAAGGGACCGGGGGAGAAGAUUGGAAGAAAACGGUACCGAUCCCGGCCCUGUGUGGCCGAUUUUGCAAAGAGUGAUUAA